Adelges cooleyi (spruce gall adelgid) is the source of this 3077-nucleotide messenger RNA. It is a transcript of the gene Usp15-31, whose product is annotated as ubiquitin carboxyl-terminal hydrolase 43. Gene Ontology annotation, molecular function: cysteine-type deubiquitinase activity. The coding region runs from base 280 to 2769 and encodes 829 amino acids. The record is from RefSeq and is a predicted model, not a curated record. Gene Ontology annotation, biological process: protein deubiquitination. The transcript is spliced from 12 exons. NCBI's taxonomy places the organism in Eukaryota, Metazoa, Arthropoda, Insecta, Hemiptera, Adelgidae.
UUUACUGUGUAAAGUGUAAACCUACUGAAUAAUGAUACAAUUAGAUCUUGCUUUGAAAUGAAAGAAUAUUGAGAAUCGGAUGGUUUUUCUUUUAUAUAUGUUCUCGUUAAUUUUUUCAGAUGUACAAACGUUCUAUUAACGUAUCAGGAUCACCCGUCGCUACGUAGUUUAAACAAUUUUUUUUACAUACCGCCGCGGUCGCCUGCCAAUUUUAUACCAUUUUAGUUACCACACAAACAUAUUACUGAUGUUACUAAAAUACGGCGGUAACGUUUUGAUAUGGACGAGAUAUCCUUGCUGAAAAAACGCACGUCGGAAGACGAAGCGUUGUACAACAUGACACGGAAUGAAGACUCUAAUCAGACAGCUUCCAAGUUAAAACGGUCUUUCUCGUUGAAGCGAGACCUCAUACGCACCAAGCACGUCAAGCCCAACGACAUGGAUGAUGCCAAACUUAGAUUGUCCAUGUUGCGAAAGCCGUCUUCGUGGAACAAGGUCCUAGGAAAGAUGUUGCAAAAAAUGUCUUAUAUCGGUUUACAACAGGAUAAAGGCAAUUUGUGUUCCAAAUACGACGCCUAUGUGUCACGGUCAUCGUCGGAUAUUUAUAAUGAAAAUUCAUAUCAAAGUCCAAAAAUAUUGAGCGGAGACAAGGUACCAGGUGUAGUUGGACUUCGGAAUCAGGGUAAUACUUGUUUCAUAAAUGCAGUGCUCCAGUGUUUGAGUCAUACCGAUGUUUUAGCCAGAUAUUUUGUGAUGGAUCAAUACAAAAUGGACUUGACAAGAAGAAACAAGUUGAAUUCAAAAAAGUAUGGCACACGAGGAGAAAUGACCGAACAACUGGCGUUGCUGUUGAAAUCAAUUUGGCUAUGCAAGUACGACCCUGACAUGUCAAAUCAGUUUAAAGCAAUUGUUGAUAAAUAUGGUACUCAAUAUCGAGGGAAUAAUCAACACGAUGCUCAAGAAUUUUUACUUUGGCUCUUGGAUAAAGUUCACGAAGAUCUAAAUACAGCUACAAAAAAGAAAUAUAAAACUAUUAGAAACACUUUCGGAAGGCCAGAUGAACAAGUAGCUGCCGAAACUCUUGCCAAUCACGUUCGAUGUAAUGAAUCUUUUAUACAUAAUGUUUUCCAAGCACAAUUUAAAUCCUCCUUAACGUGUCCUCGUUGUAUGCGACAAUCCAAUACAUUUGAUCCAUUUUUGUGCAUAUCCAUACCAGUACCACAAUGUUAUUCUAUGCCUGUAUAUGUUACUGUAAUUUAUACUUCUCAACAACCUAGAGAUGUUAAACUAGGGUUAUCUCUUCAAGUUGACUUUACUGUUGCCGAAUUUCGAGAACUUUUGUGGUCUUACACAGGCAUACAACAAGAACAUAUGCUCAUUACUGAAAUCACCGAUAUAGGCUUUAACAGAACAUUUUGUGAUUCUAUGCCUGUAUCAAUGAUUAAAGAAUCGGAUCCAUUGUAUUGUUUGGAACUUCCCAAACUAAACGAUUGCAGCAAUGAAAGUGGACCUUAUUUAUUACUCUGUUGGGUCAAUGUUCUUAUUGUAGAAGAUCAAUGUUCAAGAUUUGGAAGUGCAUAUACAAUGCAAAUCUGUCGUGAAACUUCUUAUAAAGAUCUUCAAAAGCUUUUACUUAAAGAGAUGGCUUCAAUGCUGCACGAUGAUAUUCUUACAACAGAACAGGAUAUACCUUUGUUUGGAAUAAGAUUGGUAGAUGCAAGCGAUUUACCUCAAUACCUUGAUCCAACUGUUGAGCUACCCCUUUUUACGGAUCCUGUUGAACAAGCUUUAGUAAUGUCUGGUGAUCAACCACAUGUAAAAUUAAUACUAGAAUGGAAUCUUCACGCAAAAGAAGCAACAAUUGCUGACCAUUGUGAACAAGUUGAAGAACACGCUAGUGUAAAACAACUCAAACUUAAUACAGAAAAAGGAACAUCUAUUACUCUUGAACAAUGUUUUGAUUUGUAUACCAAAGAAGAAAUAUUGGGACCAGAAAACGCCUGGCAUUGUCCACAGUGUAAUUUAAAACAAGAGGUAGUGAAAAAACUUGGAUUAUGGACGUUACCAGACAUAUUAGUGGUUCAUUUAAAACGUUUUCGACAGUCAUUGACAUUACCAUCAACGCGACAGCAAAAUAACAAGCAGCCUACAAAACUCUCAGUCCUUGUAGAUUUUCCACUGUAUAGUUUUGAUAUGACCCCUCAUUUAGCAAUUGGCCGAGAUGUAAGGGUACCGUUGAAGCCACCUACUUCACGACGUUUAUCUUCUAUACAUGAUCGUAAUUUGUAUGAUUUAUAUGCUGUUUGCAAUCACCACGGAUCAGAUCCUCACAGCGGACAUUAUACUGCAUUUUGCAAAAAUCCAUAUGACAAGCAAUGGUAUAGUUUUGAUGAUACAAAAGUCACUCCGAUCCCAGACACGUCAUUAGUUACAACAUCAGCGUACAUGUUGUUCUACCAAAGGAGGGAUAUGGUUCUAAAUAACACCGACCAUUGGGCAACAAGGUUGCAUGCACACAUAUCAAAUAGUCACUCAGUUGGACAAAUUGUUGACAAUAUAGAACACAACAUUGAAGAUAAUAUUGACGAAUUAAGUGACUCGCCAUCUAGCAAUACCAUUUCCAGGUCAUCAACAGUGGAAAAUGAUACAGUUUUUUCAAGAUCAAAUUCACCUACUGUAAAUGACAGAAUACAAUCUGAUUCGAGCGCUGACGAUUCUGAUAAGAAUUUCAAGAAACUUUUAUUUAACGCCAAGGAGUCCUGUAUUUAAUUAAUAGGUGAAUAAAUAGGUGAUGUUGUAAAAUUGUUAUUACUAAGGUUUGUAAACCGAUUACCAUUGAAGAAUUAUUAAUUGUUGGUUUUUUUAUGAUAUUUAAGUAAUUAAGUUACUGAUUAGAUAGAAAUAGUAACAAUAAUGUUUUGGCAAAAGGUAAAUAAUUUGCUCAUAUUAUAGGAACAUUCCUUGUACAUUUAUAUGCUAUCCAUAUAUAUUGAUUUUAUGGAAAAAACAAAAUUUGUACUUAGUGAGCAUGUUUUUUGUUAAUUGUAUAUCUAACAUAGUAGAGAAAUCUUUAAUAC